Molecule: messenger RNA, 693 nt
Organism: Aspergillus niger
Lineage: Eukaryota; Fungi; Ascomycota; Eurotiomycetes; Eurotiales; Aspergillaceae
Exons: 2
Coding region: 1-693 (230 amino acids)
Source: RefSeq, a predicted model, not a curated record
AUGUCGGCGUCAAAAUCACAAACAGACAUAAUUCUCAAUAAGGCCAACGUAGCGCUAGCCCGGAGCCAGCGUCUCGUUGCCUCAUGGCUACCUGCACCGACAGCAGACGAUCAAGCGAACAGCAAGAAAACCGAAGAGGAAUUACAGCGAGAAGAGGAUGAGAUUUUCACGGCGGUUCCGGAGACAUUAGGAGUCGGUGCACCGCUCCCUACUAAAGCUGCGGACGGGAGUUGGAAUCGAAGCGAAUUGGAUUCGAAUGACAAGUUACGAAAACAGCUCCUGGGGAGAAAUUAUCAGAAGGUUAUGGCUGCGAAGAAGGCCUCCACUGCGAAGGGAGGCGGUAGUGAUGCGGCUGCGUCAACAAAUCCCGCUAAGAAUGGGGUGGCGAAAGGAGAAGAGGAUGACGAGGACGAGGAAGAAGGACGGACGGCGCUGAUAGGGAGGAAGAAAGCUAUGCCUGCGAAAAAGCGCAAGGCGGCUGAACCGCAAGCCCAGUCGGAGUCUGAGACGAUUGGAGGCGAAUCUGGCGAGUCAAAGCAGACGAGUGAUGUCGGUGAUGGCAGUGAAGCCAAAGCCGAUCAGUCAGAUAAGCAACCGGGAGCUUCAUCACGGCCCGCUAGUCGGAGAAAGAAGGCGACGAGCUUCUUGGAUGAGAUCCUGGCCGAGCGAUCGAAGAAGAGAAAGAAGAGGUGA